UUCACACUGCUGUGCAUGCGUUGAAGCUUCGCAAGCAAGCUUUCAUUUUUUCUUGGCUUCGUUCUCGAUAACCAAUAACACUCUCUUCUCCGAAAGAAGAGAAAAGCCCUCUCUUUCUCUCUUCCUAUCUCUCUCGUUAUGAGAUUUGCGACUUGGAGCCAGGAAUCGCCUUUCCGUCUCACCGAUUCAUGGGCGAUCUGUACUCGCAACCUUUUCCACCCGGCUUCCGAUUCCAGCCCACCGAGGAAGAGCUCCUCGCCCACUACCUCCGAAACAAGCACCACCAACGCCUUCAUCUUCCCUCUCACCCUCUCCUUCUAAAUGCUAUCCAAGAUCUUGACAUUUACAAUCAUGACCCUGUCAAUCUCCCCGAGACCGCCUACUUCCCGUCCGUCGACGAGGAGAAGCGCUGGUUCUUCUUUACGCCGAGGGCGGAGGGAAAGCAAGAGGACGGAUUGAAGCGGAAGGCGAAGGGUGGGUACUGGAAGAGAAUGGGCGGCGAACGGGCAGUUGUGAGCGUAAAAGAAGGGGCAGUUUUGGGAACAAAGAAGACUUUUGCGUUCUACCGAGGGACGUUUCCUCAGGCGUGCAAGACCGAUUGGGUCAUGGAUGAAUAUGAACUCGCCGAUUCACAUUCCGCUCUUGGCAAGGAGUCCUUUGCCCUGUGUUGUGUUUUCCUUAAAGCUUGUGCUGGAAAGGAGAAGCAUGCUCCAAAUUCUCAUGCUGAAUAUAUCCCUGCUGCAGCACGAAACCCUGAUGUCGAUAUUCCUCCUACACAGCACAUCGGAGCUUCUCUAUAUGGCAUUGGUGAAGUUGUAGCCCAGGAGGAUGAUAUGCAGGAUGAGCUCGGCAGGUUUCUAAUGGCAAUGAUUGAUGAGCCAGAUGGUCUACUUGCAGCACAUCCAGUUGAUAAUACUGUUCUAUCUGUGGUGGGCAUUCUGCAACCUGAUGAGAAUCUGGUGAAAUUCUCUAAUGGGCUUACCAGUGAUGGCGCCGAUGAUGUGAUCGAUGAGCCAAUCGAUCCUGCGAUUGUAGAAGGUGACUUCAUUGAGUUAAAUGAUCUACUUUCUCCUGUUCCCGACGUUGAUUCCUCUGGAUAAAAGAUAGAAGCUGUUUUCAAGAGAUACACAGAUGUGUGAUGCAAUGUUGAUGCUCUCCAUGUUGCUCUGACCUCUUUUGCUAAAGAGGGAAAAAAGAUGAAGCAUAACAAAAAGGAAAAAAAUGGAAAAAAGGAAAAAAAAAAAAGGAACAAGGAAAGUUCCAAAUAUAGGUUUCUUAGAAACCAACGAUACUGAAUAUAGGUUUCCAGGAAACCACCGACUGCUAGUUUCGCAGAGGACAUGGGUGUUGAUAAUGGCAGGAACGCCUUCACCCCUUAAGGUAAUGGAAAAAAAAAAAUGGAAAAAAGGAAAAAUGAAGAAAAAGGAACAAGGAAAUAUACCGAAUGCUGGUUUCUCUGAAAUCACCAAUUGCUGGUUUCUCAGAGGACAUGGGUGUUGAUAAUGGCGGGAAUGUCUUCACCUCCUAAGGCACUUGGGCUAGCUGGUUGGUGUUCGUCACAAUACCUCUCAUGAUGAAACUGUGCUGUUGAGCGAAGUACCGGUCAGACAAUGUUGCUUCUCCCUUGAGUCGAUCAGCCAGUGCCUAUUUUGCGGAGGUUGACUUCCUGUUUGGAGGUGCCGGAAAUCCUCGUUACGGCACCCAUCUCCUCUCCUCCAUUUUCUUUCCACUUCUUUCUUUCCUUCUGUUUUUCUGUUGCUGGGAGUGCAACUUCACAUUAUUAUCAUCUAGAUGAUAUGAUUGAAUAAUAAGCUAUAGACCUGAUGGCAUACUUGGAACAGCUUGAUACUUGGUUUGUUAUUUUUAUAUAUGAUUUAGUGUUCCAGCA
Messenger RNA from Magnolia sinica, 1888 nucleotides. RefSeq names its product NAC transcription factor 29-like. Gene Ontology annotation, biological process: regulation of DNA-templated transcription. Gene Ontology annotation, molecular function: DNA binding. NCBI's taxonomy places the organism in Eukaryota, Viridiplantae, Streptophyta, Magnoliopsida, Magnoliales, Magnoliaceae. Bases 189 to 1100 code for a protein of 303 amino acids. The transcript has 4 exons. The record is from RefSeq and is a predicted model, not a curated record.